This is a messenger RNA of Schistosoma guineensis, 216 nucleotides long. NCBI's taxonomy places the organism in Eukaryota, Metazoa, Platyhelminthes, Trematoda, Strigeidida, Schistosomatidae. The record is from the annotation of a GenBank genome assembly.
AUGCAUCGCUAUUAUGCAUUAUUUCAUCUUCUAUACUUCCUAAUAUACUUGGAAGAUAUUCGAGAAAUCCAUACUACUACUACUACUACUACUACUACUACUACUACUACUACUACUACUACUACUCCGACUUCUAUUGCGACUAAUAAUGAUGAAGCUUACCACAAUUUCCUACUGAAAAUUACUUUUCAAAUGUAUGAAAUAAAUAAUUGUUAA